Molecule: messenger RNA, 270 nt
Organism: Staurois parvus
Lineage: Eukaryota; Metazoa; Chordata; Amphibia; Anura; Ranidae
Source: the annotation of a GenBank genome assembly
ACCUGUGCAAGACUGAGGAGGAGGAGCUGGUACACCUGUGCAAGACUGAAGGGGAGGAGCCGGUACACCUGUGCAAGACUGAAGGGGAGGAGCCGAUACACCUGUGCAAGACUGAAAAGGAGGAGCUGGUACACCUGUGCAAGACUGAAGGGGAGGAGCCGGAGGAGGAGCUGGUACACCUGUGCAAGACUGAAAGGGAGGAGGAUGGUACACCUGUGCAAGACUGAAGGGGAGGAGCCGGUACACCUGUGCAAGACUGAGGAGGAGGAG